This is a messenger RNA of Spodoptera frugiperda (fall armyworm), 1068 nucleotides long. RefSeq names its product cuticle protein 16.5-like. The transcript has 2 exons. Lineage: Eukaryota; Metazoa; Arthropoda; Insecta; Lepidoptera; Noctuidae. The record is from RefSeq and is a predicted model, not a curated record. Bases 66 to 974 code for a protein of 302 amino acids.
CGACGAUAUAAAAGCGAGAGUAAGUGCUCCAAAAAUUACACUCGACAACAACACUCAAUACAAACAUGUACUCCAAGGUCAUAGUCUUCCUGUGCGCGGCGAGCCUCGCCUCCGCUGGCCACCUCCUCCAGGCUGCUGCCCCUGUGGCAUACAGCUCAGCGCCCGCCGUCUCCUCCGUGUCGUUCUCCUCUCACACCUCUCACGCUCCCGUCGCGACCUACGCCGCCGCUCCCGUCGUUGCCAAGACCUACGCCGCCCCCGCCUACGCCACCUACGCCGCUGCUCCCGUCGUAGCUAAGAGCUACGCCGCUCCUGCCUACGCCACUUACGCUGCUGGUCCCGUCGUAGCUAAGAGCUACGCUCCAUCCGUGUCUUACCAGUCCAUCUCCACCCACUCUGCUCCAGUCGCGUACGCCAAGACCUACGCCGCCCCCGCUGUUACCACCUAUGCUGCCGCCCCCGUCGUCGCGAAGGCUGUCUCUCACCAGACCAUCUCCAGCCACUCUGCUCCAGUCGUCAACACCUAUGCCUCUGCCCCAGCCGUAUACUCUGCCCCAGUGUACGCUAAAUCAGUAGCACCUGCUGUGUCCUACUCCUCAAUCUCCCACGCCGCACCCGUGACCUACGCCGCCGCCGCUCCCGUUGUCACCAAGACCUACGCUGCCCCCGCCGUCACCACUUACGCUGCCGCUCCCGUCGUGACCAAGACUCUUGCCCCAGCAGUGUCUUACUCUUCCUACUCUUCCCACUCCGCACCUGUGGCCUACGCCGCCGCUCCCGUGGUAACUAAGACCUACGCCGCUCCCGCCGUCACCACCUACGCCGCCGCUCCCGUCGUAGCUAAGACCUACGCCGCCCCAGCAGUCGCCACUUACGCUGCUGCUCCCGUCCUGAAAUCCGCUGUAACCUACUCUGCUGCUCCCGCCGUCUCCCACGUCACUUACUCCGGAAUCGGAGCCAACUACGGUUGGUAAAUACCAAGUUGUUAAAUAUUUAUUGUUAGUCAAUAAUGAACUGUAAAUAAUGUUUGUAUGUUCGUAAAGAACGAAAAAUAAAAACAAAAUAAUA